GGCGGCGGCAGCGGCUGCGGAGGAAGUUUCCGCUUUGCCUCCACCCCGGUAGCAGCUUCGCGGCCGGGGACAGCUUCCUCCGGACGCUCCGCGAGCUUUGCUGCCGCCGCACGUCUGUCACAGGACCAUGGGGUUGCCCAAGGGGCCGGAGGGCCAGGGUCUCCCGGAGGUAGAAACAAGAGAAGAUGAAGAACAAAAUGUCAAGCUGACUGAAAUUCUGGAGCUUUUGGUUGCAGCUGGGUAUUUCAGGGCAAGAAUUAAAGGCUUAUCACCUUUUGACAAGGUAGUAGGAGGAAUGACUUGGUGCAUUACCACUUGCAGCUUUGACAUAGACGUUGAUUUGCUUUUUCAGGAAAACUCCACAAUAGGACAAAAAAUAGCACUAUCAGAAAAAAUUGUCUCAGUCCUGCCAAGGAUGAAGUGUCCACACCAGCUGGAGCCCCACCAGAUCCAGGGCAUGGAUUUUAUUCACAUAUUUCCUGUUGUCCAGUGGCUGGUGAAGCGAGCUAUAGAAACAAAGGAAGAGAUGGGUGACUACAUCCGCUCCUACUCCAUAUCCCAGUUCCAGAAAACCUACAGUCUCCCUGAGGAUGAUGACUUCAUAAAGAGAAAAGAAAAGGCCAUCAAGACAGUUGUCGACCUUGCAGAUGUUUACAAGCCCCGUCGGAAAUACAAACGCCAACAGGGAGCAGAAGAGCUGCUCGAUGAAGAAUCUCGAGUCCAUGCCACGCUUUUGGAAUAUGGCAGGAGAUACGGAUUUAGCCGCCAGAGCAAAACAGAGAAGAAAAGCCGAGGUCAGAAAGCUGUGAGGCUCAAAGAGGCUCCGGGAUUUGUCCAAGAUCACGCCGAGGACAAGAAGACGACACUUUCCGCAGGGCUCUCGGCUGCGGAAAAAGCUGAUGCCCAUGAGGAAGAUGAGCUUCAAGCUGCUGAAGAGCAACGUAUUCAGUCGUUGAUGACCAAGAUGACUGCCAUGGCGAAUGAGGAGAGCCGCCUCACCGCCAGCUCGGUGGGCCAAAUCGUGGGACUCUGCUCCGCUGAGAUCAAGCAGAUUGUGUCCGAGUAUGCAGAGAAGCAGUCUGAGCUGUCAGCUGAAGAAAGUCCAGAAAAAUUAGGAACCUCCCAACUUCAUCAUCGAAAAGUCAUCUCCUUGAACAAGCAGAUUCUGCAGAAGACCAAACAUCUGGAAGAGCUGCAGGCAAGUCAUACCAGCCUACAAGCCAGAUACGAUGAAACAAAGCAAACGCUGACAGAGCUGAAGCAUCACAGUGAGAAGCUGGACAAAGAGCAAGCAGCCCUGGAGAAAAUAGAAUCCAAAGCAGAUCCCAGUAUCCUGCAGAACUUGAGAGCACUUGUAGCCAUGAAUGAAAAUCUGAAAAGUCAGGAACAAGAGUUUAAAGCACAUUGUCGAGAGGAGAUGACACGGCUCCAGCAGGAAAUUGAAAACCUGAAAGCCGAAAGAGUACCAGGCGGAGAGGAGAAGAGCCUGUCUGCUGGAGAGCCACAUGGUGCCCUAACCCCUGGGAUGACUCAUAAUGAAGACCUAGACAGACGGUAUAACAUGGAGAAAGAGAAACUUUACAAGAUCCGUUUACUACAGGCUCGAAGAAAUCGAGAAAUAGCAAUUUUGCAUCGCAAGAUUGAUGAAGUACCCAGCCGAGCUGAGCUAAUACAGUAUCAGAAGAGAUUUAUUGAACUCUACCGCCAGAUUUCCGCAGUGCACAAAGAAACCAAGCAGUUCUUCACUUUAUAUAAUACCCUGGAUGAUAAAAAGGUUUAUUUGGAAAAAGAGAUCAGCCUGCUGAACUCCAUUCAUGAGAACUUCUCACAAGCCAUGGCCUCCCCUACUGCCCGGGACCAGUUUUUACGUCAGAUGGAACAGAUCGUAGAAGGAAUUAAGCAGAGCAGAAUGAAGAUGGAAAAGAAGAAGCAAGAGAACAAGAUGAGAAGAGACCAGUUGAACGACCAGUACUUGGAACUGUUAGAAAAGCAGAGGCUGUACUUUAAGACCGUGAAGGAGUUCAAGGAGGAGGGCCGCAAGAAUGAGGUGCUGCUGUCCAAGGUAAAAGCCAAGGCCUCCUGAAAGUUCCCAGACAUCAUCGUAUGUCACUGAUUUUUUUUUUCCUUUAACGCCAUGUAUCAACUGCGAGAUGGUGAAAUGGUUCUGAACACUACAGUAGAGAGAUGCAGGGGUCAUAAUCUCAGCACCCGGAUAUUUUCUUUCUCCCAUUUGCUUCCAUUUCAUCUCUCUGUUGUUGAUGGAAUCAGACGGUGUAAACAUGAUGGCUUGGAUAACACCCGUCAUCCUAUGAGGAAAUGCGGGCAGUAUUUGUUCUGCAUCAGGUCAGCUUCAAUUUCUCCAGUAACAUUGCACACAUAAACAUACCUGUAUUUGUAUGGACUCUCUGAAUAAAAAGGAAUUCAUUUGUUCAGCAAAUGUUAAUUGAGCAACCAGUGAGAAGUAAGCACUGGGGGAGACGGAAGUAUAAAACACAGGCCCUGCACCUCGGGCAGCCAGCAAGUGGCCCGCGGCAGGGCAGAAAUAGCCCACUGGACCCCAGAGCUUGGUCACCUGAGAUUUUUUUUUUUUUU
Neomonachus schauinslandi (Hawaiian monk seal) is the source of this 2592-nucleotide messenger RNA. RefSeq names its product coiled-coil domain containing 93 (gene CCDC93). The transcript has 25 exons. Bases 128 to 2083 code for a protein of 651 amino acids. The record is from RefSeq and is a predicted model, not a curated record. Gene Ontology annotation, biological process: Golgi to plasma membrane transport. NCBI's taxonomy places the organism in Eukaryota, Metazoa, Chordata, Mammalia, Carnivora, Phocidae.